Molecule: messenger RNA, 4859 nt
Organism: Phascolarctos cinereus (koala)
Lineage: Eukaryota; Metazoa; Chordata; Mammalia; Diprotodontia; Phascolarctidae
Gene: NCAPG2
Product: non-SMC condensin II complex subunit G2
Biological process (GO): mitotic sister chromatid segregation
Cellular component (GO): nucleus; condensin complex
Source: RefSeq, a predicted model, not a curated record
UAUAUUCACUUUAUUCUUGUUUAAAUCACAGUACUGCAAUAAAUUCAACAUGGAACCAAAUUUAAAUCUAAGUAUGUGUGAUUAUGUUAUAUUUCAAGUUGUGACAUUUCAGUAAAAUGUUGUUUAUAUUCAACAAAAUUAACUUCAUAGUCUUAUAGAUAAUAUUAAGCAUACAAGAACUUGCUGGAUUAUUUUUUUAAUGGCUUUUAGAGUGCCCUACAUAGAUAUUCGUAAUAUUUUACAAUUUUAUAUUUAGUUUUCAUACUUACAGUAUAACUUUUUUAUAAUUACAUAUUUUAAAUUUUAGUUUGGAGCCUACUUGAGCAAAAGUUAUUGUAGUUAUUGUAUUUAAAUCAAUCUAAAAGAAUGUUGAUUAACCUAUUAAAUUAUUCUAGGAGUUCACAACACAAAAGGAGUUUGAACAGAACACGUUGGAAACCACUGCUCUAAAUUAGAGUUGUUGUUAUUCCUCUUCUCUUUCUCCAUUUUUUAAAAAAGUUUUUUGGCAUAAGCCUGUGUUUUCAUCAAGUGGGGAACUCCGAGAGUGGUUAUUCCCUUCAUCAGUACAGAAAAGUAACCUCUGUCACUAAAAGACUUGCCCAUAAUCAUACUGCUAAUAAACGUGUCAGAAGCAGGAUCUGAACUCGGGUUUUCCAGUUUCUAAGCUCGGUCCUUUAGUCACCAUUGCCUCUCCCUGUCUCCAUCCUGUUUUGGACCAGACGGAGCCAAGGUGGUCAGGGAAACACCGCAACCCGUCUCACGAGCAGGAAAGAAUUCAUAGGUAGGCCAACACGUUCACCGGAAACCGGAAAAAGAGUACCCCAAAGCGCGCGACGCCCAGCAGAGUCUCACAUCCCGCGAGAAGCUCGUGACAGCUGAGGGGCCGGGGCCGCUUUUCGCUCCGUCCUGGUUACCGUAACUACAAAACAUCCCCUCCAAAACACCCUCUGGCAAACGCUGAUGGGGGCGGGGCUUUAUUUCGGUUCACCCGGGCACACCCCCCACUAGGAAGGGUAGCUCGGUGUCGCGAGAACAGAGUUUCCCCCGCCCACUCCACUCUCGAAAGCGAGGCUACGGUGGCGCGGCGGCGGCGGCGUCCGCACUGGCGGGUUUGUUUGAAUUUUUCUCCCGCCAGCCGGAGUCCGGGCGUUGGGCGAGACGAGGCGAGGCCAAGUGGAGAACCGCGGAGGCAGCGGCCGGGGCGGCCCGAGAGGAAAAGAGUCACAAAAUAAAUAACAUAUGAAAAAUAUUUCAUCAUGGAAAAACGCAAGACAUUUUUACAAGCUGUGUCUAAGGAAUUUGUUGAAGACUUUUUGCAAUUUGUUCAACUUGAUAAAGAUGUCUUUGACCCUUUCAACUUAAAUGAGUUAUUAGAGGAGUUACCAAGGAAACAGAAGGAAGAAUUAUGGGAAAGGCUGAAGAACUUAUUAACAGAUGUGCUGCUAGAGACCCCCGUGGAUGAGUGGCAAAGGCAUGAAAUGGAAUGUGAAGACCAUAUGGAAAUAGAAAAUGGCCCAAACAUGAAACAAACCUUUAAAAUCAUCUAUGCAAUUACGUAUGUGAUUAUUAUUUCAUUAUCUGUAGUAAAUGAAAAUGAAAACUACAAAGCUCUUCUAGAGUGUGCAAUCAUAUUAAAUGGUAUUAUACGUGCCCUGCCUGAAUCUGAAAGAAAUCUACAGAAUUCCAUACAUCAGCUGUGUGUGACUUGGUGGGAAAAAGGCCUAGAAGCCAAAGAAGAAAUGGGGAAAACUGCUUUUAUAAUGCUGUUAAAAAAGAGUCUUAAUACUAAAACAGGUGCAGACAUUUCUCGACUUUGGAAUAUUCAUCAGGCCUUACUUUGCUUUGAUUAUGAUUUGGAGGAAAGUAAUGAAAUUAAAGAUAUGUUGCUACAAUGCUUCAUGAAUAUUAAUUGUAUCAAGACAGAAAAGGGAAGAAGAUUUCUCAGCUUUCUAUUCAGCUGGAAUGUAAACUUCAUUAAAAUGAUCCAUGUGAUCAUUAAAAAACAAUUGCAAGAUUUACAAAAAUCUCUGAUGGUUUAUGUUGCUGAAAUUUAUUUCAGAGCUUGGAAGAAGGCUUCAGGGAAAAUGUUGGAGGUAAUUGAAGAUGGUUGUAUUCAGGAUUUCAUGCAUCAUGGAAUUCAUCUUCCGAGGAGUUCUCCAGUGCAUUCCAAAGUACGAGAGGUGCUAAGUUAUUUUCACCAUCAAAAAAAAUUUCGUCAAGGAGUAGAAGAAAUGUUAUAUAGAUUGUAUAAACCUAUUCUUUGGAGAGGAUUAAAGGCCAGAAAUCCUGAAGUCCGAUCAAAUGCGGCAUUGUUAUUUGUUGAAGCAUUUCCCAUUAGAGAUCCUAACCUUAAUAACAUAGACAUGGAUAAUGAAAUUCAGAAGCAGUUUGAAGAACUCUAUAAUCUUUUAGAAGACCCAUAUCCAUUGGUCCGGUCAACAGGAAUUCUUGGUGUUUGUAAAAUAACUUCAAAAUACUGGGAAAUGAUGCCUCCAGUCAUACUUACUGACCUUCUAAAGAAAGUAAUUGGAGACCUAGCUUUUGAUACAAGCUCAGCUGAUGUUCGCUGCUCUGUUUUUAAGUGUUUGCCGAUAAUUUUGGACAACAGACUAAGCCACCCAUUACUAGAGCAGCUUCUGCCAACUCUAAAAUACAGUCUCCAUGACAAUUCUGAAAAAGUGAGAGUAGCUUUUGUUGAUCUGCUGCUGAAAAUUAAAGCUGUCAGAGCCGCAAAGUUUUGGAAAAUUUGCAGUAUGGAUCAUCUUUUGACCCGUCUGGAAAUUGAUUCACGCCCUGUGUCUCAGCGCCUAGUGCACCUUCUUUUUAAUUCUUUCUUGCCUGUUAAUCAACCAGAGGAUGUAUGGUGUGAACGCUGUGUCACAUUGAUACAGAUGAAUCCUGCUGCAGCCAGAAAGUUUUAUAAGUAUGCUCAUGAACACACUGCUGCCACUAACAUAGCGAAGUUAAUUCAUGUUGUUCGUCACUGCUUAAGUGCCUGUAUCCAGAAGGCAAUAAGAGAGUAUCAGGAAGAGGAUGAAGAAGUGGAAAAAGAGAACAUAACUGUGCUGGAGAAUACAUUGUCAAUGAAUGACAUACCUUCUAUGGCAGGUUUAUUGGAAGUCAUUGUAAUUUUAUGGAAAAGCAUUUGUAAAACUUUGGAACAUAAUAAAGAAGCAAAAGCUUACACCAUUAGCAAGUUUGCUUCUGUGCUUCCAGAGUACCUUAAGCACUUUACAGAUGAUCGUUGCAAGAUUCCAUUAUUUAUGUUACUGUCUUUUAUGCCAGCAUCUGCAGUACCCCCAUUCAGCUGUGGUGUGAUCUCUACAUUGAGGAAUCAAGAAGAGGAAUCUACAGAAAACAAGUCACUCCUAAUAGAUUGUCUUUGUUCAUGGGGACAAGUGGGACAUAUCUUUGAGCUUAUUUGUGAUUGGUUGCCAGAUGGAGAAUCCAAAAAGAAAAAUAAGGCAGCUUCUAAACGUCAAGUACGAAUUCAGGAUUCACCGGCAAAGCCUGAAUUGGCAUUGGAUUACCUAGAGUACUUAUUGCUUCACAAUAAGAAUCGAGAUUUCCUGUUAUCUCUCCCUGAAAAGAGACUAAAUAGUCUUUUGAAAGCCCUUGAAACUUCAAAGAAAGAUAUUCUAUCAGUUAUACAGUCAUCUGAUGCAAAGUUACCGAGCUUCAAUCAAGCAACUGCUAUACGAGCCUUUACUAUGUAUUGUCGAUUAUGUAUUCAUCUCUACCACAAGUUUUGCUCAGAAGAAAAGUUUUAUUUGUCUCUUUUGGAAGAAACUGGAUUUUGGAUAGAAAACCAAGUUCUACCUAUUAUUCAUCAACAAGAAGAGGAACACUUGAAGUCUUGCAGAGAGAUUUACCAGAAAACAAUUCAGGCCUAUGUUACAGUGUGUAAAGAUGCUGUAAUGAUUGGCUUUGGAGAUUCCAAGUUUCAUAUGCAGUUUUUAAAAAUAACUCUUGGAAUUAUGCAAACAGAGAAAGGGCAUUUUUGCAUUCCGUUACUCCUUUGUAUUCUCAAAGAGAUGACAGCAAGUUCUUUAAUUCAGAAAUCUAAUUCAAAUGAAGAAGUUGAAACAUUUUUUGAUUUGAUUCAGAAAGUGUUCCAGAAAAUGUUGGAAUGUGUUGCAUACAAUUUCAAAAAACAAGAAGAAGAAGGCCUUCAGUUACUCUAUUCUAUUCAAGUGCCUCUUGAUGAAUUUGUAAGUGCUGUCCAGUCUUGGCAUGUGAAUACAUCAGUACACCAAGGAAUGCUUUCUACUCUCUUAGCUGCAGUAGUGGUUGAAAUAAGUCACAAAUUACGAAAGAUUUCAGAUACAGAAGAAUUUGCAGUACCCAAAUGUCUUUCUGAUCUUCCACCAUUCUCAAGGUGUUUAAUGGGAAUCAUAAUGAAGUCUGUAAAUGUAGUUAGAUCAUUCUUAGAAGAAUUGACAGUUUGCGUAGCAUCUCAAGAAAUUGAAGGCAUUGUUUGCCUCACAGCUGUUGUAUGUAUGAUUGUCAUUAUCAGUAAAGGUAAACAUAAAGAUCCGAAAGUUAAGGAUGCUGCUGCCACUAUUCAACGAAUACUGAACAGAUACAUGGAAAUUACCUUGGAAGAAGAUAGCAUUGAAAGAUCUCUUUAUGAAUCUUCUGUUAGAACUUUGGAUGAACUUCUGAGGUUAUAACCGAGGAAUCAUCUUCCUUCCAGUGUGUAAAAAGGAAGAAAAAGUAUUGAUUUCAGAAAAUAUUUUAAACAUAUAAUGUAUAUAUUGUAUUUAUACUUUCAGAAUCUGUAUCACAUGGGGAGGUUAUUAGAUGGAAAAUUCAUGUUUUACCUUGCAAUUGCUAUUAAAAUAUCUUUAGUAAAUCUG